AUGGCUACACUUGACAUGCCUGCAAUCUACUUACUUCCGACUCACAUCGAUUCCGACGAGCUUCCUAAGCUCGAGGGUCAGAUACCGUCUUUGACCUCAGACAUCCGCGAGGCCGACGUUGUCUUGGCAAAAAUAUCCAAGAAAGAAAGAGCCCGUUUCGAGCUCAGACGGCGGGGUAUCGUGACCACUGAAGUAUCUUCGGACGUUGAUCAUGGAUCGCCUCCCCCAGCUAAACGACGCAGGGGUUCCGUUUUCCAAUUGCACUCGGCAGUUGAGGGCUCCAGCACUGCCUCUGGCAGCGAAGAGGACAUGGCUACUGUUAAGCUGACGAAUCACCAAGCCCGGGCGUCGAACUUCGCACACAAUGAGAAAGGCCCGGCAGACCUCGUCAAGGUUGUCCACCUGAGCUGGUUCAUAGAUUCCGUGGCCAAAGGGCACGUACUCCCGGUUCGAGGGUAUUUGAUCUACCAAGGAUGCAGAGAUACAGAAGAACCACACAAGAAGCAAGCUCAAAAACCCGCGGACAUCCUCAAGCGCGCUAGAGACGAAGGUGAGAGUGAUAAUCGAUCGCAUAGGUCCUCCCACGGUUACGUAGGCAGCGACCUGCAUCCCAGAACUGCCGUUCCUCUGAAUCGGCCUGCUCUGCUUAAAGAGACAACCUCGGAACACGAUCGUGAUAUCUAUCUUCCUCCUAUUCCGGAAUAUUUGCAUACAACAUAUUCCUGUCAACGUCCUACGCCGCUCAACCCCCCAAAUAAUGCCUUCAUCGAAGAAUUGAAGAAGAUUCGAACAAUCCGUGCCCUUACAGGUGAUAAGGUUGGUGUUCGUGCUUACUCAACCUGCAUUGCGUCAUUGGCGGCAUAUCCGUAUCUGCUUGGGAGUGCUCAAGAAGUGUCCAGGUUGCCUGGUUGUGGCCCCAAAAUAGCGGUCCUGUUCCAGGAAUGGAAAGAAACUGGCAAGAUCCAAGGGAACGAGGCGGCAACUGCAGACCCUCAGAUACUUGUCCUACAAUUGUUCUACGAGAUUUGGGGAGUCGGGGAAACCACAGCGCGAAGUUUUUAUAACAAAGGCUGGAGAGAUUUGGACGACAUUGUCGAGUUCGGGUGGAGCAGUUUAUUACGAGUUCAACAAAUAGGUGUCAAAUACCACGACGAAUUUCUGCUAAAGAUACCACGCGCGGAAGUGAAGGAUAUCGGAAACACCAUACUCGCACAUGCGCGUCGAAUACGGAAGGGCUAUCAGAUGGUCAUUGUCGGUGGCUAUAGAAGGGGUAAACGAGGGAGUGGCGAUGUCGAUGUUGUUCUGAGUCAUCCGGAUCUCGAAGCCACACGCAACUUCAUUGAGGAGCUGGUUGUAGUUUUAGAGAAGGAUCAGUUUAUCACCCAUACCCUAACGUUGAGCACCAAGAACUCGGAGCGAGGGCAGAUCCCCGUUGCCUGGAAGGGCGAGGAUAGAAGCGCUGGAUCUGGCUUCGACACUUUAGACAAGGCAUUGGUUGUUUGGCAAAAUCCGAAAUGGGACGAAACAAAGGCAAGAAAGAACCCGAACCCGCAUCGACGAGUGGAUAUCAUCAUAGCUCCUUGGAAAACAGCCGGGUGUGCUGUUCUUGGUUGGAGCGGUGGCACAACUUUCCAGCGAGAUAUUCGGCGGUAUUGUAACGCCGUGAGGCAUCUCAAAUUCGACAGCAGUGGCAUUCGAAGCCGAGUUGAUGGACACUGGGUGGAUCUUGAGAGUACCAAUGGUAUACCAGCACCUGAUAUGUUGACGGCAGAGAAGAGGGUGUUUGAGGGCUUGGGGCUGGAGUACAGGCCUCCAGAAGAGAGAUGUACGGGAUGA
This is a messenger RNA of Truncatella angustata, 1836 nucleotides long. RefSeq lists its product as uncharacterized. Lineage: Eukaryota; Fungi; Ascomycota; Sordariomycetes; Amphisphaeriales; Sporocadaceae. Gene Ontology annotation, molecular function: DNA binding; DNA-directed DNA polymerase activity. Gene Ontology annotation, biological process: double-strand break repair via nonhomologous end joining. The record is from RefSeq and is a predicted model, not a curated record. The transcript has 2 exons. Gene Ontology annotation, cellular component: nucleus. Bases 1 to 1836 code for a protein of 611 amino acids.